Messenger RNA from Lactuca saligna, 2721 nucleotides. NCBI's taxonomy places the organism in Eukaryota, Viridiplantae, Streptophyta, Magnoliopsida, Asterales, Asteraceae. The record is from the annotation of a GenBank genome assembly.
AUGGCCAACAUACCCCUUGUAUUACAUCAAGAGGUAGCAAACUAUGAAAUGCAAAAUGAUAGAGGUGAAUGGAGUGGAGCUUCAGAAGCUACAAAUUUGCUGUGUUUGGAUAAGGAGAGAGAUGCUCUGCUUCUUAUCAGAGCUCCCCUACAAGACCCCCAUGGUACUCUCUCUACAUGGACAGCUGACGACCAUGACUGCUGCAAUUGGAGUGGAGUCACGUGCAGCAACCAAACAGGUCAUGUCACAGGGCUUGAUAUGCGUUUCUAUGGUCUUGGAGGUGAGAUAAGCCAUUCACUGCUUAACUUAACCUACUUGAAUCAUCUUGAUCUUUCUUUGAAUUAUUUCCAUGGAACCAUUCCCACCAUCAUUGGUUCUUUGACUCGAUUAAGGUACCUUAACCUUGGCUCGAAUGAUUUUAAUGGGACCAUUCCCAGGUCAAUUGGUUCCUUGACAGAGUUAAAUAACCUUGACCUUUCAUCUAACUCUCUUUAUGGAACAAUUCCUCCAGAGUUUGGAAACCUCACCAACUUGCAAUACCUUUAUCUUAAUUCUGUUGGAAGGUGUAGAGUGGAAAAGGUAGAGUGGUUGUCUCAUCUCUCUCAGUUGGAGGUACUUGUAAUGGAUGGGGUUUCCCUGUCCAAAGCAAAUCAUUGGGUAGAUGCAAUUUCAAGUCUCCCAAAACUAUUUGACUUAAGUUUAGAUGGAUGUGAACUGUCACAGGUCAUGUAUCCAUAUUCUUCUUCAUUUCUCAACUCUUCUUCUUCAUCUAUUUCUUUCCUUUCUCUCAGAAACAACAAUCUCACCUCAUCCAUGUAUCGUUGGUUGUCCCCAUUAACCACCAAUAACCUCCUUUCUCUUGAUCUCUCUGGCAACAUGUUAGAUGGGAUACCCAAAUAUUUUGGUAACCUCUGUAGUUUGGAAUAUUUGGGAUUUUAUAAUAACUCUGCUGUUGUCAAAUUUCCUGAUUUUCUCAACAACUUGUUUGGAUGCACGUCCUUGACCUUACAAAUGUUGAUUACUCGAGGUAGCCAAUUUACAGGGUCACUGUCCGAUGAGAUCCAGAAGUUUGCAUCCCUAGAAUCUCUGUACCUAUCUGAUAAUCAGUUAAAUGGAAGUAUAAGUGAGAAAUUGUGGGAACUACCCAGCCUUGAAACUGUUAUCAUUUCCUUUAAUAAUCUUACAGUUCCUUCCACAUAUCACUUGUCAAACAUCUCUUAUGUUAAAUAUCUUGAUCUGAGCUCUUGCAAGGUAGGGCCUCGCUUCCCCAAAUGGAUUCAGACACUCAAAAAUCUUACCAGUCUUGAUCUUUCCAAUACUGGAAUUUCAGACGCAAUUCCUCUGGAGUUUUGGGACAUGUGGCCUUCUCAAUUAGAAUAUCUGAAUCUCUCUUCCAACAACAUUAGCGGGAAAGUACCAGAUUUAUUAUCGAAUUUUGCCUAUGAUUCAGUGAUAGAUUUGAGUUCCAACAGCUUUCAUGAAAACAAAUUCUCUGGAGGAAUCUCAUUUAUAUGCCAAAUUGUUGAUGGGUUCUUAUCAUUUCUUGACCUCUCUCAUAACUCAUUAACCGGACAACUCCCGGACUGUCUGUGGCAUUUCGAUCAACUAGAAGUUCUUAAUCUCGGACACAACAAUCUCUUUGGAAGGCUUCCUCCCUCUAUUGGAUCUUUGAUACAACUCCAGGUGUUGUAUGUAUACGAUAACAACUUCUCCGGAGAAUUGCCUUUGUCCUUAAAAAAUUGCACGAGUUUAAUCUCAUUGAAUUUGGGGGCCAACAAGUUUUCUGGUAAUGUGCCUGUCUGGAUUGGGGAAAGCUUAACAGGGUUGUAUGUUGUUAUCCUAAGAUCAAACAACUUCUUUGGAACCAUCCCUUUACAGUUAUGUCAGUUACCUAAUCUUCAAGUUUUGGACUUGUCAAUGAACAAUCUCCAUGGAAGCAUCCCCUCAUGUUUGAGUAAUCUUACGAGCAUGCUUCACCAAGGAGGAUUCUCACAAGAUGUAUACUUUCAAACAACUAGAGGUUAUGCAACUAGAGCGGGGAGAUAUGUCGACCAUGCACUGAUCGAGUGGCAAGGAGAUGAACGUGAAUUCUUGAACACUCUGAAAUUGUUGAAGAGCAUUGACCUGUCCAGCAACAAUCUAACAGGACAAAUCCCAAAUGAAAUUACCAAUCUUUCAGACUUGAUUGCCCUGAAUUUUUCAAUGAAUACUCUAUCUGGAGAGAUUCCACAGCAUAUUGGUGAGAUGAAAAAGCUUUUGACUUUGGAUUUAUCCAGAAACAAUUUAUCAGGGAAGAUACCAUCAGGCAUGUCUCAGAUGAGCUUACUGAAUUACCUAGACUUGUCAUAUAAUCACUUUUCAGGGAGAAUCCCAUCUAGCACUCAGCUUCAGUCCUUUCCACCUUCAACAUACAAUGGAAACAAAGGACUAUGUGGACCUCCCCUUACCAAAAAAUGUCCAGGGGAUGAAGAAUCCGAAGCAACAUCGGUGAUUGGUAAAGGUGAGGGUGAUGGGGAAGACACAGAUGAUGAAGUUGAGAGAUGGUUUGUUAUUGGUGGGGGGAUGGGUUUUGCUACUGGAUUUUGGAUAGCAUGUGGCGCUUUACUUCUCAACCGUCGAGGCAGACGUGCAUUUUUUCAGUUUUAUGACAGCUUCAAAGAUUGGGUUUAUGUGAAAGUGGUUGUGUUCAUUUCAAGUUUUCAAAAGGCUAGACACACGUAG